This is a messenger RNA of Oryza sativa Japonica Group (Japanese rice), 2425 nucleotides long. Its product is annotated as multicopper oxidase LPR1 homolog 3-like. The record is from RefSeq and is a predicted model, not a curated record. Gene Ontology annotation, molecular function: oxidoreductase activity; copper ion binding. Lineage: Eukaryota; Viridiplantae; Streptophyta; Magnoliopsida; Poales; Poaceae.
GCAUCAGUCGUGUGGCUCGUGUGUGUUAGCCACACGCUCACACAUCGAUCGUCAUUGUCUUAGCUAGCUAAUCUUUCUUUCUCCUCGGUUAAUUAUCCUUUGCAUGCCCCUCUCCAAGCUCGGACGCUGCUAGCUAAGAUGGGUCCGAGGAUUCAGCAGCUGGCCGCUAUGUUGCUGGCGGCUGUCGUCGUCGUCGCAGCCGCCAGGGAUGAACCUGCAGCAGCAAAAAACUACCAAACUCAGUGGGAUACAGUGAUGUCAAUACUUAACUGUAAGAGUGAUUCGUUGAUCCCUAGCUACAUCUGCAGCGUGAUCAGCAAAAGUCGCUGGGGUUGGGCGUCAGAUGACCCCGACGACUACACGCCGGCGGCAGAUCCGUCGCCGACGGCGGCGAGGCCGUUGAGGAGCACGGCGGACCUACCCAAGUACGUGGACCCGCUGCCGCAGAUGGCCAGGAUCCAGGGCUACGGCAUCAACCAGUUCGGCUUUCCCGUGCCCACCAACCUCACCAUCGGCAUGUACAACAAGACCUGGCAAUUCCACCGCGACAUGCCGCCGACGCCGGUGUUCGUGUACGGGCAGUCGCUGCAGACGGCGACGUUCCCGGGGCCCACCAUCGUGGCGCGCUACAACGUGCCGCUCUACGUGACGUGGGAGAACCACCUCCCCGACGCCCACAUCCUCCCGUGGGACCCCACCGUCCCCACCGCCAUUCCCAAGAACGGCGGCGUCCCCACCGUCGUCCACCUCCACGGCGCCGCCCAGGCCCCCGAUUCCGACGGCCACGCCUUCGCCUGGUUCACCCGGGACUUCGCCGAGAACGGCAGCACAUGGACGCAGAAGACCUACACCUACCCCAACGUGCAGCCGGCGGCCGGCAACAUCUGGUACCACGACCACGCCCUCGGCCUCACCCGCGCCAGCCUCCUCGCCGGCCUCCUCGCCGCCUACAUCGUCGAGUGGCCCGAGCUCGAGAUGCCCUUCAACCUCCCCUCCGGCGAGUUCGACCUCCACCUCGUCAUCGCCGACCGCAAGUUCAACGUCGACGGCACCAUCUUCAUGGACACCGUCGGCGCCGUGCCAUCCGUCCACCCGCAGUGGCAGCCGGAGUACUUCGGCGAGGUCAUCACCGUCAACGGCAAGGCGUGGCCGUUCCAAGCCGUCCAGCGCCGCCGCUACCGCCUCCGCAUCCUCAACGCCAGCAACGCGAGGUACCUCAACAUCAGGUUCUCCAAUGGUCUCCCCUUCACCGUCAUCGCCUCCGACGCGACGUACCUCUCCCGCCCGGUCACCGUCUCCAACCUCCUCCUCUCCCCGGCCGAGAUCUUCGACGUCAUCGUCGACUUCUCCCUCGUGGUGAACCCCAACGCCACCGACAUCGAGUUGCUCAACUCGGCGCCCUACCCGUUCCCCACCGGCACUCCGGCGAACGCGACACUCGACGGCAAGGUGAUGGCGUUCAAUGUCUCCGCCAAGUGGCAGGUCGGCGACGACAUGCCGAUGCAGGAGCCGGAAAACUCGACGGUGGUGCCGGAGAUCGGUGUGCCGUUCGCGAAGGUGACGGCGCUGCCGCCGACGAUGAAGACGAGGUACAUCGUCCUGUACGAGAACAUGACGAGCAACGACCCGAACACCGCCAAGACGAUGAACCUCUACAUCAACGGGCUCCGGCUGGAGGAUCCGCCGACGGAGACGCCGAUAUCGGGGACGACGGAGCUGUGGCACGUGAUCAACCUCACCCCCGACAACCACCCGCUGCACCUCCACCUCGCCGAGUUCCAGGCCGUCCAGAUGCUGCAGCUCGUCGACCCGGACACCUUCAAGAGCUGCAUGCUGAAGCACAACGACACCUUCGCCUGCAACCUCGACCAGCACGCCGUCGGGGCCCUGCAGCCGGUGCCGGAGGAGGAGAAGACGUGGAAGAACGUCGUGAAGAUCCCGCCGGCGUACGUCACGUCGGUGGUGGUGGCGUUCAGGCUCGUCCACAACAACAUGCCCUACCCCUUCGACGCCACGGCGGCGCCGGGAUACGUCUAUCACUGCCACAUCCUGGAUCACGAAGACAACGCCAUGAUCAGGCCACUCACGCUGCUUCCAUGAACAAGACUGCACACUGUACGUGGUGGUUGAUGCAUGAGGAGAUCAAGAUGCCUCACCAGGAUUAAAAAUUAUGAGCAUUUCUGUUUGGGUGAAAGUUAAUUAUCGCGUUAUCCAAGUUAUUUUACUAUAGUUGUCAACCCGUGCAUUUGUAUGGGGGUAUUUGUUACAUGUUGGUGGCCAUGCAUGGUUGUCUCCAUUCGGAUAGGAUAGCCUAUGCUUUGUGCCUUUGUUGUACGUUUGCCUUGUGAUCCCUUCCCUUAAUAAAAUUUGGCCGGAGUUCCUCCGCCGGCCGACCUGCCGAUUCUGUCAUGUGGCAAUUGUGACA